AUGUUGCAUGGAUUACCGUACCAGUCUAGGAAUGCUACUUCCACUCCCAAUAGAGCAGAUGAAGCUCCUACCAGUGGGUUAGUGCCAUCAGAGCAAUCACAAACUAGUUCUACGAGUUCAAUGACUGAACCUGGUAGUUCUGUCGCGGUUCACAAUGCAUGUACAAGUACCCAAGUCUUAUUAGCCACCGCAGUUGUUAUGGUGCAGAACAGUCGCGGUAAAAGGUUUCCAUGUCGCGCCAUAUUGGACAACGGAUCACAAAUCAACAUAUUGACACAAAAAAUGGCCAGGCGCUUAAACUUGGACGUUAAAAAUGCCAUGUUACCAAUUUGUGGAAUUAAUGGGGUUAACACAAGGUCAUCUCAAUGGACAAAUUUAUCUUUCUUCGCUGUUCACUCUCCAUUCAGUAAAACUAUUGGUUGUUACAUAUUGCCAGCUAUAACGGUCUCGUUGCCGUCACGGUCCUUCGACGUUAGUGGAUGGAGUCUACACGACAAUGUACGAAAUGCGUUGGCCGAUCCUGAGUUCAACAUAUCGUCAGAAGUAGAUUUAUUAUUAGGCGCUGAGAUAUACUAUGAGCUAAUUCGUUCACAGCCGUUGGUGAUGCCAGGAGGUUUGCCUUGGUUGUACGAUACGGCUCUUGGUUGGGUAAUUUCGGGCCCUUUGUCAAAGAAUGAUGAUCAUAGCGUUGUCGAGGUAUCCACCGUCUGUGCACUAGGAACAACCACUGCGUGGAUGAAUUCAGAACCAUUAAUCAGGCAGACGAAACAUGAGGAGGAGUUAGCGUUUGAGAGAUAUUUUCAAGACACUCAUAGUCGAUUAGCGGAUGGGCGUUUUGUCGUUCGACUACCGUUUCGAAAAGAACCAUCAGUGCUUGGGGGUUCAAUGAAUAUGGCUCUCAAACGAUUCCUGACACUUGAAAAAAAAAUGUGUAAUAAUUCAGAAUUGGCAAGGGAGUAUAAAAAUUUUCUCAAGGAAUAUGAAGAGAUGGGUCACAUGUCAAAAAUAGAUGAUACCGUUGCAACACCCGGUACUUAUUAUUAUAUACCCCACCAUGCGGUGUAUAAAGAUUCAAGUAGCACCACCAAGUUGCGAGUUGUCUUCGAUGCUUCUAUGAAAACCACUACUGAUUAUUCUCUGAAUGAUAUUCUGAUGACCGGUCCUGUCGUGCAACAAGAGCUUUUCGAUAUAGUGCUGCGUUUCCGUUACUAUUUGUACGUGGUUACUGCAGAUGUCGCCAAGAUGUACCGUCAAGUCCUCGUCCAUGAGAAUGAUCGACAUUUUCAAAGAAUAUUAUGGCGCGAUGCACCUGACAAGCCUUUACAACAUUAUGUACUUAAUACUGUAACCUAUGGGACGGUUCCCGCUUCGUUUUUAGCCACUAGAGUUCUUAAGGAGUUAGCACUGGGCAGCGCUGCUGAUUAUCCUAAGGCAAGCUUAUCAAUACUACAAGACUUUUACAUGGAUGAUUACCUUAGCGGUGCUGACAGCAUGGAAGAUAUAAAGACCAUGUAUCAGGAGGUUUCUAAAAUAUUAGAAAAUGGUGGUAUGCAACUGCGUAAAUGGUGUUCAAAUGCUGAGGAAUUACGCGAGCAUUUCGCGUGUGCUUCUACGGAAAAGCAUUAUUCUUUAGAACUUAGCACGGAUAUGACAGUGAGUUCUCUAGGGCUUAUUUGGUGUCCCAUAACUGAUGAAUUGAAGUUCUUGAGUAAGGAAAGAACAGCAAGAAGCGUUAAAACCAAAAGAGAUUUGCUAUCAACACUAAAUAGCGUAUUUGACCCACUUGGCUUUUUAGGUCCCGUCUUAAUCCGAGGAAAGGUGUUUCUGCAAGAAUUGUGGCAGAUCAAUUUGAAUUGGGACGAUGUUCUGCCCGAAGAGUUGCAAGUCAGGUGGGCUACUUAUAUUCAAGAGUUAGAAGGACUGCACCAGUUAAGGAUACCUCGUGCGGUUAAAACGGAUGGUCAAGGCACAAUGGAACUACAUGGCUUUUGUGAUGCGUCCCAAAGUGCUUAUGGUGCUUGCAUUUACUUACGUCAGCAAAUCGGGCUAAAUUCAUGGACAGUUCGAUUAUUAUGUGCCAAAUCCCGGGUUGCGCCUACCAAAACUUUAACUAUACCACGAUUGGAACUUUCCGGCGCACUGUUAUUAGCUGAGUUAAUGAAUCGAAUCGUCAAAUUGAGCAAUUUUAAUUCAAAGGACGUGUAUUGUUGGUGUGAUUCAACGGUGGUCUUAGCUUGGAUUCAGGGUACUCCCGCCCAAUGGAAGACGUACGUGGCUAAUCGUGUUACUCAAAUUUUAGAUGCGAUCGGCAAUGAAAGGUGGAGACACGUUCCUACCGAUUGUAACCCCGCAGAUCCCCUUUCGCGUGGAAUAAAUGUAGACGCGUUGUUGUCGUCGGACCUAUGGUGGAAUGGUCCUAUUUUUCUUAGAGGCGUCGAAGAAGAUUGGCCAAUCACAUACGAAUCAUACACGGUUUCUAAAGAAGUGUCAAAUGAACGACGGCCUGUUAAGUUUACUCUCACAACGACUGCUCCCGUAGAUAAUAGGUUACUUCAAUAUUUUUCGACCUGGCACAAGUUGUUGCGCAUGACUGCCAUAUGGAAGCGGUUUAUUGCCUGGGUCCGUCGUAGAACGAAACCUACAUCACCUCAACCAGGAACAGGUCCUCUUAGUGUUAUUGAGCUUAAUGACUCACGUGAUAUCUGGAUUAAAUUUGUUCAGCAACAGGCUUUUUCAGCAGAGAUACAAGAAUUAAGCAAGGGUAAUUUCGUAACUAAGGGACCGUUAAAAAAUUUAUCGCCGUUCCUCGACAAAGGGAUAUUGCGAGUUGGAGGUCGUUUGAAACAUUCUGAAUUAGAUUUGAACCAGAAACAUCCAGCGUUGCUACCACGCAAUCAUCGAGUGACUCAAAUGAUAUUCGAAGCCUACCAUAAGAAGUUCCUACAUAUCGGUCCUCAAGGUUUACUAGCAAAUAUUCGUGCACAUUUUUGGCCAUUAAGAGGCAGAGACCUAGCACGCAUAACCGUUAACAAAUGUAUAAAAUGUUUUCGAGCGAAGCCCAUUCCAAUGCAACCAUUAAUGGGACAGUUACCAGCUGCGCGAGUGUCCGCAAAUCGGCCGUUUACGCACACUGGAAUUGAUUUCGCCGGUCCUAUUAUGAUUAAGGUUGGAAUACGUAAGAGCACAUUAAUUAAGACUUAUGUUAGUGUGUUUGUUUGUCUAUCUACUAAAGCUGUACAUCUCGAGCCCGUCAGCGAUUUGAGUGCCGAUGCCUUCAUGGCUUGUUUACGACGUUUCAUUUCACGACGAGGUUUGCCAUCUCAUAUCUGGUCUGAUAAUGCCACUAAUUUCGUGGGAACUAAACGGGAAAUAAUCAAAUAUUAUGCAAAACAAAGGUCCGGAAGAACUGUAUAUGAUGAACUGCUUGAUGAAGGUAUACAAUGGAUUUUUAUACCACCAUCAGCGCCGCAUUUUGGAGGCGUUUGGGAAGCGGCCGUCAAGUCUUGUAAGUAUCAUUUGGUACGCACUAUUUUGGGCACGAGUUUUAAUUUUGAAGAGUUGUGUACCGUACUUGCUCAAGUUGAAGCGUGCUUGAACUCAAGACCCUUAACACCGUUAUCUUCAGAUCCGUGCGAUUUUAAGGUUCUAACACCUAGUCAUUUUUUAAUUGGUGGACCUGCUCAGGUGAUACCAGAACCGGAUCUUUUGGAUAUACCAGCAAAUCGAUUACGAAAAUGGGCAUUGAUGCAAAAAACAAUGCAAGACUUUUGGCGUAGAUGGAGAAUGGAAUAUUUGUCUUCGUUACAGGUGAAGAAUAAGUGGUUGAAGGAUGAAAAACCUAUUCCUAUUGGAUCCUUAGCAAUUUUAAAGGAAGAUAAUGCACCCCCAUUAAAAUGGCCUAUGGUAAGAAUAGAAGCUGUGCAUCCGGGAAGGGACAAGAUAGUUCGAGUGGUUACGGUAAGACUAGCCAAUGGUAACCAGCUAAAACGACCUGCUGUCAAGAUAUGCCCAUUGCCCGAUUCUUAA
Daktulosphaira vitifoliae (grape phylloxera) is the source of this 4026-nucleotide messenger RNA. RefSeq lists its product as uncharacterized. NCBI's taxonomy places the organism in Eukaryota, Metazoa, Arthropoda, Insecta, Hemiptera, Phylloxeridae. The record is from RefSeq and is a predicted model, not a curated record. The transcript has a single exon. The coding region runs from base 1 to 4026 and encodes 1341 amino acids. Gene Ontology annotation, biological process: DNA integration. Gene Ontology annotation, molecular function: nucleic acid binding.